Molecule: messenger RNA, 216 nt
Organism: Strongylus vulgaris
Lineage: Eukaryota; Metazoa; Nematoda; Chromadorea; Rhabditida; Strongylidae
Source: the annotation of a GenBank genome assembly
AUGCGUAGUUUCUACAACGCCGAACUGUCCGUGGUCGGCACACCGGCGGAUGCACCGUAUAAAACCGUAGCCGAGGGAUGGUUGGCAGCGCUACAAUUGAAUCCGGCCCGACUCGUGCCCGACAGGCUGCGCCCAACAUAUUUUGCACGAUUUUUCCGUUUUAUGCACGAGUCCUCAAUCCCUUUCUUGAGUCUUCCACGAGUGAUUUGUGCAUGA